CUGAAGGAAAAAAACAUCGGUAAGGGGGUUGGAGGUGGUUGCGGUUGUGAGUGAAAAAUGGUUGGAAAAUUAUGAGACGUCGAAUACAUACGUAUGAUGCUCGAUCAAUGGUGCAACAACCAUCCCGAUUCCGAGUCCCGAGAUUGUUCGUGUUGGCUGUUGGUUCCUGUCACGGUCGAUUUAUUAACGAGUACUACAUAUGUAUGUAUAUGUAUAUGAUGACAUUAAGCUACAGGGUCCUUGUUCCCCAAUUUUCUCCGUUGUAUUAUUUUUAAAUUGACUCGUCCAUUAUGUCGCAGUUUUUAAACGUUUCCUAAUUAGAUUAAGAUUAUCGCGCUGCUCGACCAGUUAAAAGGCAAAGAGAAUGGCUCGGCCAAAGCAAAGAGUUAACACGGAUAUUUGUGCUGACUGCGGAGCUCUCGAGCCAGGAUGGGCUUCCCUAAACAGAGCGAUUUUAUUAUGCGACGAUUGUUGUGGUAUACAUCGCAGCCUUGGUCGGCAUAUAUCCCAUAUAAAAUCACUUCACAAGAGUAUAUGGCAUACGAAUUUACUAAAUAUGGUACAUACGUUAAACGAUAAUGGAGCAAACAGUAUUUGGGAACAUUCCCUUUUAGAUCCUAACAACUCAAAGAUUAGUAGAAGGAAACCACAAGCUAAGGAUCCAUUACAUCCAUUAAAGGCUGAGUUUAUCAAGGCAAAACAUCAACAUUUAGCAUUUGUGUUGCGUCCAAGUAAGGAAGAAUGUUGCAGCGAGGAAGAAUUAAGCAGGCAGCUACAUAGUAGUGUUCGCACGAGCAACCUAGAAACUUCUCUGAGAUUGCUUGCACAAGGUGCCAAUCCAAAUUAUUUCUACAAGGAAAAGGGUACAACGCCUCUGCAUGUAGCCGCUCGUGCAGGACAAGCUUUACAAAUAGAGCUUUUAAUUGUGAAUGGUGGGAAUCCCAGCAUGAUUGAUUUCAAUGGACAGUCGCCAGCAGAAAUUGCAAAGAUAGCAGGGCACAUAGAUUUAUCCGAGAGAAUAAUUGAAUGUAUGUACGAAGUAACAGACAGAUUAACAUACUAUAUAUGUUCACGUAAACCAAAUCACUGUAUGGAUGAACAUAUAAUUAUUCCAGAAUGCUCAUUGCCUUUGGAGCAAAAUGAUUUGAGCUUAGAGGGAAAAAAUAGAUUACAGUUGUUACCGAACCAUUUACUGGAAGAACUAGCAAUGGAUGUAUACGACGAAGUCGACCGUCGUGAAAACGAAGAAAUCUGGUUUGCUACUGCAACUUUACCAGAAAGAUGUACAGUACCGUUUCUGCCAGUAAACCCGCAACUAUCGUCUACAAGAAAUCAAGGUAGACAGAAGCUAGCAAGAUUUACACCAAAGGAAUUUGCUACACUCAUUAUAGAUUUGCUUAUCGAGGCUCGCAGAAGGCACGUGCUUUCAAAUAACAUGUCAUUGCAAGAUCCAGCUGUAUCUAUACUUCGAAAAGAACAUCAAGGAAAAUACGGGUCGCAGAUGUCCGACGACGAACCUUUAUAUGAUAGCGUCGCAUCCGACGAUGAUUACGCAUUAACAUCGACGACGGAUAAUGCAGCUCCCGAAUAUUCAACAUCACAGUUUAAAAUGAAUAAUGAGGAAGCCUUCGCGCCAUUAGCCAAGGGUCUUCCGUCUGUCGUAGAAGUUUUGAAAAAGCAAUUAACUUUAUCCGAAUCCACCGUCAGGGACCUACGAGAACAAGUGCAUGCUUUACAGAAUACCAUAGAACAACUGACUCACGAGAACAACGAAUUGAAACAAACAAUUCAUGCAAAAGAGACAGCAGAUGGUGUUAUCAAUGGUCACGUUGGCGGAGAGCAAGAGCCAGAGCUAGAACCAGUGCUGGAUAUAAAGACGUCUCUUAACAGAAACAAUCAGCGACCUGCUUCUAUGUAUGAAACAAGAGAAGGUUUGCGGAAACCGAAUUCGUGGUCAACAAGCAUUUGUCAGGCUAAAAGAGAUCCUGAUUCAAUGUCUCGCAACAACACUCAGAGUUUAUGGGAAUGCGGUGCUCCUAGUCUUCCUCCUAGCGAAGAGGUGACUCGAAGAACCGAACAAGUGACGAGAAGAAUUCAGGAGUUGUGGAUGGCUAUGCAGGACCCGAAACAGCGAGAAGCUUUCGUACCCUGUGCAGAAAGAAUUCGUGUCGCAGUCGCUGAGCUUACGGCUAUAUUUCCUCAAAAUCCUAUCGAAGAGAAUAUUAAAUCCGCUCUACGACAGUUGAACGGUAAUACCGGCAGACUUCAAGCGGAGUGCUCUGGUCUUCAAAGAUGCACCAGCGACGUCGAGCAUAUGGAUCGGUGUCUACAGCAAGUACGUUCGUGCGCUUACGACAUUGCCAAAGCGACAAAGCUUCUCGUUACACAGUUCCAAACGUAACGGACAAAAGUAUUACAACCUACAACCUACACUGUUUUCUCUUACACGGGAUACAUGUAUAUAACUUGUACAGAUACACAUAAAGCUAUAAUACUCAGACUCAUCACAAACGUUUAAUAAGUAUUCGUAUUAUACAUCGCGUAAAAGUCUUUUGUUAUCCGACACUGUCUUUCUUUUUUUUUUAAAUGUAAAUAACAAGCAAAUUUUAGCAUAUUGACGUCCGUAAGAAAUAUCGAAACAUGACAUUCUUCAAGAAUACAGUAUGUAUUAUGUAACAUUUAAUAUUUUAUGAAGACUGAAUAGCCACGAACCAAUGAAUUUUUAUUAAUAUGCAAUUUAAGUUUGUAUAUUUGGUUUUGUAAACGUAACUGUUGCUUAUAUAAGCUGGUAUGCGAUAAAAAUUCUAAACGUGGCGUUGUUAGCUGAAUUAUGCAUAUAGUGCAAUACGAAACGAGGAACAGUUCACUUUUAUAAAUUGUUUAGCAAAGCGAUAUUGAAAAUGAUGUACAUUUUAAUACCAGCAAUAAGAUAUAUUUUAAACAAUGAAAUUAACUAAUGGCGGUUGUUUGUACGACGAAGAGUUUUAUUAAUAAAAAUGUUUUUAUCAAUGCUUCGAAUGCAAUAUGAAACGCGAUGAAAAAAAGUCCAUUUCUCUAAGUAAUCCAGCUUAUAUCGAAGCACGAUAAAUAAGUGAGACGUUUGUCGCCAGUAAAGAAUAGUAUUUCUUUUUUAAUUAUUGUACGCGCCUGCGCAUAAUCAUUAAAAUUUCGAUUUAUAAGUUAAGUUUUCUUGUUGUAAUAUUGAAGUUAGGUAUACAUGUUUAACUAUAUAAUAAAGUUUAAUUAUCGGGCUAUUGUUGACAGAAAUUGCACUGCAUAGUUAUUUACGAUUUUGCGUGCGUGUGUGCGUAUGUGUGUGUGCGUGUGAUAUGUACAUAUACAUAUAUUAUGUUGAAAGUGAAAUCAUGUUUGACAGCUUUUGUAUGACCAACGGUUUUAGAGAAGUUUGAUGAUUACAUAAAGAUUCAUACUUCUUCGAUAAUAAUAAUAAUAAUUAUUUAAUAUUCAUGCGAAA
This is a messenger RNA of Megalopta genalis, 3475 nucleotides long. RefSeq names its product ARF GTPase-activating protein GIT1 (gene Git). Gene Ontology annotation, molecular function: GTPase activator activity; small GTPase binding. The record is from RefSeq and is a predicted model, not a curated record. Gene Ontology annotation, cellular component: synapse. NCBI's taxonomy places the organism in Eukaryota, Metazoa, Arthropoda, Insecta, Hymenoptera, Halictidae. Gene Ontology annotation, biological process: brain development; synaptic vesicle recycling; regulation of ARF protein signal transduction.